Messenger RNA from Cooperia oncophora, 1287 nucleotides. Lineage: Eukaryota; Metazoa; Nematoda; Chromadorea; Rhabditida; Trichostrongylidae. The record is from the annotation of a GenBank genome assembly.
AUGUUCAAAAAUGAGACGGAAAAGCAUCGCAGUGAACGCGAGAAACUAAAACGCAAGUCGACCGUUGGUAGAAGUGACCACGACGUUGUUGUCUGCUUCAGUCAUAACCGCGCCUUGGACGUGACAAAGAUCAACUUUCAGGAGCAUUGCCCGGUUGAUGGGCGGCGCGGAGAACCCGUUUUCACUAUCAAAACAGAUGUAUGCGAAAAUGUCGUUGAGAUCGGUAAAGAACUGUCCGGCAUUGACGAAGGAUACGACUAUGCCAUUGUUAUUGUUGACCGUGGAACGGGUUCAACAACAUAUAGACCGGCACGCUUGUACAGUUUCCAGGCGACCUACUCCUCGGACAUUCCGCAAAUGGUUGGAGAGAAAAGAAGUGCUCCUGUGGACUAUAGUGCAUCCUACGAUAUCAAGUCUGAAGACUGGGCAAAGAAGCGCAUCGAUUUGACCUCUGACUUUGGAUCUUCAAAGAAACUUAAGAUACAAGAAGCGUCGAUUCGAAGACAAAUAAACACUGAGACGCUAGAUGCAAUGCGCAAGACAGCUUUCGCCUCAACAAGCGUUCUGGCGGAUACAGAAGACAUCAAGAAAGAACAGAUUAGUUUAGUGGUCAAGGCAGAGUCGUCAAUUCUCCCUCACGCUCAGCCUGCAGAAUUGCCGCGGAACAUUUAUCCUGUUUCAACGUUCGUAACGAACGAAGAAAUGGAACUAUUGGGUGCAUCUGCUGUCGAGUUUUUCUCUUCAUCAAAGAAAGAACUCUUGGAGAAGGGUUGCCCUGAGGUAGUGGUAAAGAUGCUGCCUAGUUCAGUGAGUAGUAAUCCGUCCAAUGCGGUCGCAUUUGCAUUACUGGGUUGCAUGACCUACCUGACUGCCCUGUUUUCGCAGAAAUCUGUUUUGAGGACUGAUUUCAACAAAACACCUUUCCCUUCAGAAUUCGUUCGAAAAAUCAUGUCGGAUUUUGUUAGUGCUCAGUGGGAUAGAGGACCUAAUGGCCGCACGCCUGCUCGACUAGCUGUGUCCACGGAUGAAAAGGACAAGCUCAUAGCUCAUUUACUGGCUUUGGCUCUCACUCUCAGUCCCAGCUGCUCUCUGCCUAUCACACCAUGGCAAAAUGCCUUGAGACGGUCGUCACGGUUUCUGGAGAAGAUUUUCGUCGGUCUCGGCUGCGAUAUUGUGCAGUGUACCGUGGAGGAAGCUGCGAGAACAGAAUCGCUCCGAGCUGCUCGUCUACUUCGACCGCCCUCUAAAGAAGGGCCUAAGCCAUCAUUGCAGUUACUUGUUAGGUGA